AUGAUGCAUAAACGUACGUGGGCAAUCUAUAAACAUAACUUUUGUUUUGUAGGUGAAAUGGGUCAUUUUUCUUAUGUUGCUUUUGAUCGCAUCAAUAAACAACGUGUAAGAAAAGAAGCACAAUGGAGGAAGAGAAGAGGACAACAAAUAGCUGGUACUGAAGAUACUGAAAAUGAUGAAGAUAAGAAUGAUGAUACAAUUGAUGAUUAUCAGUCUGGUGCAUAUUGA
Rotaria sp. Silwood2 is the source of this 228-nucleotide messenger RNA. NCBI's taxonomy places the organism in Eukaryota, Metazoa, Rotifera, Eurotatoria, Philodinida, Philodinidae. The record is from the annotation of a GenBank genome assembly.